GCUCAAAAUAGAUAAACAGAGUGAUGAUCAUGGGAUAAAAUUUAACCAAUUCGAAUAAUCAAUCCGGUUAGAAUGGAAACCGAGGGACAAUACAUCACGUAAACCAAAACGACAUACUAUUACGAUGUCGUUUAACCAGAGUCGCAUAAGAAUUUGACGGUUUUACCCUCAAAACCAGCCGUCGUGAAUCGUCGUCGUCCCUCGCUCUCGAUUCAAAAUUCGGAAAAACCCGAUCGCCGCCUCCACCAUGAGCUCCGUGACGGUUCUCGAAGAUGACAAUCACGCUCCUCAAGAGGUUCCGAUUCGUAAAGGAAAAGGGAAAGCGGCGAGCGUUGUGAUGAGCAGCGAACAGAGGAGGAAACUUGCGGAUAUAAGCAACUUGAACACAGAAGAGACGCAUCAGCAACAGAAUCUGCUCUCCUCUUCCAAGGAUUAUCCUGAAAAGCUCCAAAAGGAAAACAUGACAUUGAUGAAAGCUCUAGCUCACAGAAAUAAGAUAAUCGAGCUGAGCGGUGUUGAGUUUCAGAAACUGAAGAUCAACUUACGGAAAGUGCAGGAGAAUAAUAUGCAUCUUGCACAGGCGAACACUCAUAUGUUGGCGGAACUCAAUACAAACAGAGACAGACUGAAGCUGCUUCAGCAUGAACUUGGCUGCAAGAAUGUAUUACUCGGGGUUAGGAAGAAAAUGCAGCUUGAGGAGCAAGAACCUCCAUGUACUCAUCACCCCUCGAAACAUAAGGGGGUUGAUAUGAAUCAGAAAUACACCAAGAGAAAGCGAACGUCAAGGAUAAAAGGUUAUCUGUUUUUUUUUUUAUUUACAGCUUCAGAAACCCUUUUGGCAUACUUAUCCUAUAUCCUUUCAUUUUCAGCUUCAGAAAGCUCUAUCGUUAAAGAGAACGCAAACACUAAAAGGAAAGUUUCUGGAGUCAGAGAUACUACUGUUAUCCCCGAACUGACCUGUCAGACUGAAGGUGACAUUGAAAAGGGGGUUGUCUCUCAAGGGGCAAACCAAAAUGUUGGCAAUACUAUCAACAAGAAGUUUGUUCUUGAUGCAGCCAACCCCGUAAAGGCCAGUGUGCGUAGCAAGAGGCAAUGCUUACGAAGGACAUCUGCAAGGUUUGCUGUUCAAGAAACUGAACAAACGGAAACACUAAUUGUGAUGGAUAAUGCCAAAGAAACUAAAGAAAUAGCAAGGCUCUCAUUGAGAAGACGGUCUGCUCGGUUAAGGCCCGAAGAAGCUGAACCAUGUAAAAGCUUCCAUGUGAGGGGCGAAGUCAGGAAGACGACCAAGAGGAGAAGAGUCUCUUCAAGACAACAGUCUUCAAUGUUUGAUUUCCAAGAACCGGAAGUGACCGAAACCUUGAAUGCUGAUGAUGCAGGAAACUUAGUAAGCGAAGGAUCAAGUUCCGAAGCUGUAGAAGAACCAUCUGAAAGCAGACAUGACACAAAAAAUACAAACGGGAAACGCAGAGUCUCGACGAGAAUGCAAUCAACAAAGGGUAAAUCUCAGACAGCUUCAGACACCAAUGGAGCCAUCAAAGAUAUAGUGACAGAGUGUGAUCUGUUACCAUCAACGGCGUCUCAGGGGGACUUAGAAAGAGAAUCAAAAAACAAGUCUAGAGCUGAAGAAGCCGAAGGAAUAAUGAGAAGAACAUCUGUGGCAAGAAGGCCAUCAAGACAUGCAGCAGAGAAAGUCCAAUCAUACAGAGAAGUCUCACUAAAAGUGAAAAUGCGGCGAAACUUCUAAAGUUGUUAAGAAGCUUACUUAUAGUGCGGCAAAAAACACUUUUUACUUUUCUUGUUUCACCGAUAUUUUAGAUGAUUAUGUGUGCUCUAAUUUCUCUCUACAUAUACGUUUCUUAUCCUGCUAUAUAAAGAUCACGUAGAAUAUA
Brassica rapa (field mustard) is the source of this 1892-nucleotide messenger RNA. Its product is annotated as SHUGOSHIN 2. Gene Ontology annotation, biological process: maintenance of meiotic sister chromatid cohesion; meiotic sister chromatid segregation. The record is from RefSeq and is a predicted model, not a curated record. Lineage: Eukaryota; Viridiplantae; Streptophyta; Magnoliopsida; Brassicales; Brassicaceae. Gene Ontology annotation, cellular component: chromosome, centromeric region; nucleus.